Urocitellus parryii (Arctic ground squirrel) is the source of this 4231-nucleotide messenger RNA. Lineage: Eukaryota; Metazoa; Chordata; Mammalia; Rodentia; Sciuridae. The record is from RefSeq and is a predicted model, not a curated record.
UCUUAGGGCUGCAUACACUUUAUUCUCAGGUAUCUGGAACCCAGGGGCCUAGAAGGCAUUCCUCCGGAGAGCAGAGUCCUAGUCUGCAGCGGGCCAGGGUUAUAGCUGCCCUUCGGAUGAAAAGAGAAAGGAAGAAUGGACUACAAUCACCAAACGUCCCUCGUCCCCUGUGGACAAGAUAAAUACAUUUCCAAGAAUGAGCUUCUCCUGCAUCUGAAGACCUACAACCUGUACUACGAAGGCCAGAACUUGCAGCUGCGACACAGAGAGGAAGAAGAUGAGUUCAUUGUGGAGGGGCUGCUGAAUAUCUCCUGGGGGCUACGCCGGCCCAUCCGCCUGCAGAUGCAGGACGACAAUGAACGCAUCCGCCCCCCUCCGUCCUCUUCCUCCUGGCACUCGGGCUGCAACUUGGGGGCACAAGGCACCAUUAUGAAGCCCCUCACCAUGCCUAACAUUCAGAUCUCAGAGGUGGACGCUUCUCCUGAGAGUGAACAGACGCCAAGCCCCACAGUGUUCACACCUGCCUAUGGCUCCGUCACUAACGUCCGCAUCAACAGCACCAUGACCACCCCACAGGUCCUGAAGCUGCUGCUCAACAAGUUUAAGAUAGAGAAUUCAGCGGAGGAGUUUGCUUUGUACGUGGUCCACACCAGUGGUGAGAAACAGAAGCUGAAGACCACUGAUUAUCCCCUGAUUGCCCGAAUCCUCCAGGGCCCAUGUGAGCAGGUCUCCAAAGUGUUCCUGAUGGAGAAGGAUCAGGUGGAGGAAGUCACCUAUGAUGUGGCCCAGUACAUAAAGUUUGAGAUGCCUGUCCUUAAAAGCUUCAUUCAGAAGCUCCAAGAGGAAGAAGAUCGUGAAGUAAAGAAGCUGAUGCGCAAGUACACCGUGCUCCGGCUGAUGAUUCRGCAAAGGCUGGAGGAGAUAGCCGAGACCCCAGCAACGAUCUGAACCAUGAGAACAAGAGGAUCCAGACACCCCAGGGGUUGCCGUUGACUUGAGACGAUCCACAGGAAGCUGGGUUCUUUCCUUCCAUGGAAAUGUUGUCAUGCAGACCUUUGCAGCRCCUGACCAGCCAUUAUCUGCUCCCUGAAGCAGGAUGAAGAAGUCAGAGGACAAGUCCCCAUCCCUGGAUCCCUGCUCUCUUCUCUCUCACUCACAAGACUUUUGUUCUAAGGAGGACCCAAAGUGUGUGUGCGCGCUCACAUGCAUACACAGGAUGCAUGUCCAUGGGCCUCCCUGAUAUUUUCACAUGCAAUUAAAUUCCAAGCCACCAGCACAAGUGCCAUGAGGCUGGCAGAUGAGCUGUUGAUGGGCAGGAAAGUCAGGGGAGUCCCUAUCCCAAGGGCUUUCAGCUAAAGAAGUGAUUUCUCCCCUCUGGUGCCAGGGGGAAGCCACACAUAUCUGCCUGUCUCUGACAGGGGAAGAGUCCCUGGAGCUCACCAUUUGGGGGGUUUACAUGUUAAUAGAGAUUCUCCUUGUUUGUCUAGAAGGAUCUAUGGAUGAGAUCCUUGGAAAUUAAUAAAACAACAGCUUCAUACCUUUGGGGCAAGUCUGAUGGAAAGAAAAAGAUAAACCUUCACAUGGGAUAGAUGCAAUGAGUGUCCGUGAGUUUUUACACUGGAAAUUUUGAUUGUUUUAAAUAACAGAGAUGAAUGUGCAAUGCUGUGUGGAUGCCCGGAAAGAAUGGAUUCUUCCUCCGUGCCACCUCCGUGGCCACCUGUGUCUCUGCUUUCCAAACUGCCAACUCAUCUCUCCGAUGCUUCCUUGUGCUGAAGGAAAGUCUCUUGAAUCAGUGGUCUGUCUGGCGGGCACAUGGCACUGCCUAGUGGGUAUGCCCAGGGCUUGUUUGGAGAUGGUGGCCAGGAAGUUUCCAAGCUCUAUCCUUCAGUCUCAAGAGAAGGGUAGAGGUCACCUGCAGAAAUGACAGGUGCCUUUGCGCCCCACCCAUCUUCACAUCAACGAGUCUUCCUGCACUUGGAGCCGGGCUGUGUGUGUUCGUGGUCAAGACCUUACUCUUCCCAACCUCUGGAUUCUUGCACGUUCCCUCACCUUGGAUGUGGAGAUGGAACCCCAGAGUGAGGACGUGUCCUGCUGYCCACUGAACGUGGUCUCGGGGAAGCUGCCUGGUGAGGGUGCCUAGAGAGGACAGAGCUUCUCUUUCAGCUUCUCAGCAGCCACUGUGCGGAUCUUUAGAGCCAACCUCCCUGGGGGGAAAGAGCAGGGGCAGUGUGUCCCCUGUGACCCCAACGAGGAAGACUGCCAGGCAGCUGGGCACCUGUGUGGCUAAUACUGUUUAUCUGGAGGGAGAGACAGAURUUUGGAGCCAGGUGUUGGGCUAUGGAGAUCAAGCAAGCAAGAUCUGGAACUUCUAACAGAGGCAACUCUGGAAGCUUACAAGGGAAGGGGCGAGCCCAUCUCUUUUCUACCUCCUCUCCCAGGACCGGUUUGGGGAAGGAGAGCCAUGGCUGGUGCCUCCCACAGAAGGUGGGCCUCUGUGGCAGAGCUGUUGUGGCCCUAGGCACCUUCCCAUCCCCCAUCUGCACUCCAGGCCUUCUCUGUGGCCUAUUUAAAAGGCUCACAGCUGUGGUCUCACUAUGGACUUCCAAAAAGAUGGCAUGCUGCCAGCAGGCGCUUUGCAGGUGGUGGUGGGGAUCUCUUAGCAAGUUUACUUCCUCUGCAGGGCCAGCGCCACCAGACCCCUGGGGCAUGUGGUAGAAACCCAGAGGGGCUUAGGCUCAAUCAUACAUUUCUGCAAAGUGCACAGAAUUGGGGGAGGGGGGAAACGGGGAGGGCUUGUGUGUGGCAGUGGGGAGAAGUUUCCUUUGUUACAGAUUCAAAAGAGCAGUUUUGUGAAUGCAAACAGAGAGGUUUGCAUUUGAGAAAGGGAUUUGGAGAAUUUCUCUCCUAGUUAUUUUUUAUCAUGAAUGUUCAAAGCCUUUCGCUGCCCCAAUAAUUCUCCUCUGGGAGCUUGGGGGGUGGGAGAGAAUUUCCACAAAGCUAAUUACUAACCACUAAUUCUUAUAGGACAACUAUUUCUGGUUCAUAAAAGUUCUUUGUAAUUUGUACUAGCACCGCAGAUGAUGAUGGUGUUAAAUAUGGAAAUGUUGCAAAAUGCUAAUUUGACAGGACAACUUGCCGAGAAGGUGAUACCAAGAGUUUUAAAGAUGGGGUUUUGGAAUAGAAGUGGGGGAAAAGUACAUCCUACACCAUCCACUUCCACUAACACACUUUUCUGUUUUGGCUCAUCCUGUAGAGAUGGUUUCUCAUGUAACCUGAUCAAGAAUUUUGGAAACUUGACCGGGAGUGUAGCUCAACCUAGGGCGCAUACUUAGCAUGAAUGAGUCCCUGGGUUCAGCCAGCACCCAAAACAAACAAAUAAAAAAGAACCCAAACAAAAACAGAAUUGUAGAAACCUUUGAAAUAGCAGCCUCAGCACAGUGUGGACCGGAUUUUCUCACUGGUAUCACAUGGCCUUGCUGCUUUGAACUCCUCAACUUAUUUGUGUGGGUUUAUGUAAUUGUGUGCAAUGAACCUGAAAUUGUGUGAAGAACAAAAGGCCAAUGUAUAGGGUUCCCCCCCUCCCCAACUUGUGAAAAGCAGUUAAGCUGCAUCUGGCUUUUUUUUUCUUUUUUCUUUUGGGCAGAGGCUUAUGUUACAAGGUGAUCAAGUGAAGGAAAAACCUGAAUCUGUCUGACUGGGCCGGUGGAAUUAAGCACAAGGUCACAUUCUCGGUGAUCACUUUAGUGGGAAAAUUAAAUGGACGGGUGUUAUUUGGGAAGGGGCUGAAAAGCACAAAUGACAGGCCUGUGCGAGUCAGGGAGGCAUGUGCGCCCUGAUCUUUGGGCUGGGUGGAUUUCAACCUUGAAUUGAGGUUAAGGUAAGAGGGUCUCAGGACAUUAGCCACCCAUUCCUGAGACAAGUGUGGAGGCUGGAGGUCACUGUUUCCUUGAAGACAAGCUGGUUCAGAAGCGUCAGGUGCUUCAAAGGGGAAAUAUUUGCAUCUUCCUCCUUAUAAUGCUCUUCUCAAAACCUCCCCAUAAAGACAUUUUAUCAGCAUAUCCAUGGCAAAUGAUAACCCUCCAAAAUCUGUUCUCCGUGCAAAAACAUCUUGGUGAGAAUUGCUUCCUAUGGAGUUGGGAGACUAUUGCAGUGUCAGGAAACUCUUAAGAAAAAGUCAAGAAACUCUUAAGAAAAGAAAAGCUUUCUUAUUUUUUUGUACCAGGGAUUGAAC